This is a messenger RNA of Perca fluviatilis (European perch), 6789 nucleotides long. RefSeq names its product AP-3 complex subunit beta-2. Gene Ontology annotation, biological process: intracellular protein transport; anterograde synaptic vesicle transport; vesicle-mediated transport. The record is from RefSeq and is a predicted model, not a curated record. Bases 157 to 3390 code for a protein of 1077 amino acids. NCBI's taxonomy places the organism in Eukaryota, Metazoa, Chordata, Actinopteri, Perciformes, Percidae. The transcript has 27 exons. Gene Ontology annotation, cellular component: membrane coat; AP-3 adaptor complex.
ACCCAUCAUCCCUCUAUGCACCGAGCAUCUCAGAGAUAACGGCCGUGUGUCUGUGCGCCUUUAAGAGCCGUAUAUCCUGCUGCCCUCUGCACUAAAUCCCCAUCGCUGCUCUGUGAGGGCGAGAGAGAAAAAAAUAAAUAACAGAAAGCCACGGCAAUGUCCGCCAACUCCGCUUUCAACGACGAGAAGGGGGGCUCGUCCAGCGUCGGGGAGCCUGAAUAUGGUCACGACCCGGCGAGCGGAGGGAUUUUCUCCUCCGACUACAAAAGGCAUGACGACUUGAAGGAGAUGCUUGACAGCAACAAAGACUCCCUGAAGCUGGAGGCAAUGAAGCGGAUCGUGGCUAUGAUCGCCCGCGGUAAAAACACAUCAGAUCUCUUCCCUGCUGUGGUGAAAAAUGUGGCCUGUAAAAACAUUGAGGUAAAGAAGCUGGUCUAUGUUUACUUGGUGCGUUAUGCUGAGGAGCAGCAGGAUCUCGCUCUGCUCUCCAUUUCCACCUUUCAGCGAGGGUUGAAGGAUCCGAACCAGCUGAUCAGAGCCAGCGCUCUGCGAGUCCUCUCCAGCAUCCGAGUCACCAUCAUCGUCCCUAUAAUGAUGUUGGCCAUCAAAGAAGCUGCUUCCGAUAUGUCUCCAUACGUCAGGAAGACGGCCGCUCACGCAAUUCCUAAACUCUACAGUUUGGAUCCAGAACAGAAGGACCAGCUGAUUGAAGUCAUCGAGAAACUCCUUGCCGACAAAACUACGUUGGUGGCAGGAAGUGUUGUCAUGGCUUUUGAGGAGGUGUGUCCAGAACGCAUUGACCUGAUCCACAAGAACUACAGGAAGUUGUGUAACCUUCUGAUCGACGUAGAGGAGUGGGGGCAGGUCGUCAUCAUCAACAUGCUGACCCGCUACGCCAGGACCCAGUUCCUCAACCCAAACAUGAACGAGUCCCUUCUGGAGGAGGGAAGCGACAAGACCUUCUACGGCUCGGAUGAAGAUGAGGACGAGGAGGAGGAGGAGGAGAAAGAUAAGAAGGCAGAGGCUCCUGCCAUGGCCAAGAGGAAGCCGUACGUCAUGGAUCCAGACCACCGGCUGCUGCUGAGAAACACCAAGCCGCUCCUGCAGAGCCGCAAUGCAGCUGUGGUGAUGGCUGUGGCUCAGCUGUAUUUCCACCUGGCCCCUAAAGCAGAGGUGGGGGUGAUCGCCAAGGCCCUGGUCCGUCUCCUGAGGAGCCACAGUGAAGUCCAGUAUGUUGUUCUUCAGAACGUGGCAACAAUGUCGAUUAAGAGAAGGGGGAUGUUUGAACCGUACCUGAAGAGUUUCUACAUCCGCUCGACAGACCCAACCCAAAUAAAAGUCCUUAAGCUGGAGGUUCUCACCAAUCUGGCCAAUGAGACGAACAUUUCCACCAUUCUCAGAGAGUUUCAGACGUACAUUAAAAGCAUGGAUAAAGACUUUGUGGCCGCCACGAUCCAAGCCAUUGGCCGAUGCGCUACCAACAUCGGCGAGGUGAGGGACACGUGUCUGAACGGCCUGGUACAGCUGCUGUCCAACCGAGACGAGUUGGUCGUAGCCGAGUCGGUGGUGGUUAUUAAGAAGCUGCUACAGAUGCAACCGGAGAAGCACAGCGACAUCAUAAAGCACAUGGCGAAACUAACAGACAACAUCCAGGUGCCGAUGGCGCGGGCUAGUAUCCUGUGGCUGAUUGGAGAAUACUGUGAGCAUGUACCGAAGAUUGCCCCGGAUGUUCUGAGGAAGAUGGCCAAAUCGUUCACUAACGAAGAGGACAUUGUCAAGCUACAAAUCAUCAAUUUGGCCGCCAAGCUCUAUUUAACCAACUCCAAACAGACCAAACUGUUGACGCAGUACGUUCUGAACUUGGCGAAGUACGACCAGAACUAUGAUAUCCGUGAUCGGGCGCGCUUCAUUCGCCAGCUCAUCGUGCCCACCGAGAAGAGUGGAGCUCUCAGCAAGUACGCUAAAAAACUGUUCCUCGCCCUCAAACCUGCACCAGUCCUCGAGUCUCCAUUUAAAGACCGAGACCACUUCCAGUUGGGUUCAUUGUCCCAUUUGCUGAAUGCCAAGGCUGGCGGCUACCAGGAGCUGCCUGACUGGCCUGAAGCCGCCCCAGACCCCUCCGUGCGCAACGUGGAGGUGAAGGAUUCUGUUUUUACGCUGCUUGAAAGAGUCACAACAUUAACGAGUGUGCCUGAAUGGACCAAAUGCAGCAGCCGAGAGAAGAGGAAGGAGAAGAAAGUGGAGAAGCCGUUCUACUCUGACUCGGAGGGCGAGUCUGGACCGACGGAGUCAGCUGAUAGUGGUAACUUUAGGGGGCUGUGUCGCGAGCAGAGCAGUGAAGAAGAAGAGAGGAAGCACGAGAGGAAGAGUAAACAACGUAAGAGCGAGUCAGAGUCUGAAUCGGACGAGGAGGAGGAGAGCGAGUCUGAAAGCAGCCAAUCGGAGUCUGAAGACUCGGAGUCUGAAGCAGAAGUCAAAAAGAAGAAAAAGGCAGCUGAAUCUAAACCUCCUUCUAAGCCUGUCAAGAAAGACAACAAGAAAGAGAAGAAAGAAAUGUCUCUACUGGACCUUGAUGAUUUUGAACCUGCUCCCUCUCCUCAAGCCACACCGGUCAACACCUUCCUGUCCAACAGCCUUGCGACCGACCUGGAGGGAUUAUCUUUGUCUGACGCUGUUCUCUCUCCGGCAACCAUCUCUCCCUCCAGUGCACUGAAGAGCUACGAGAUGCUGCACCGGAUCACUGGCGAGGGUCUGUCGGUGGAGUACUGCUUCAGCCGGCAGCCGUUCAGCCCCGACGCCAACAUGGUGGCGGUGCAGAUGCAGUUCACCAACAACGCCACCUCCGACACCAAGAACCUGCACAUGGAGGACGUGAAGCUCCAGUCAGGGAUGAGGGUCAAAGAGUUUCCUGAGAUCGAGCUGCUGCCAGCGGGUGAGAUGGUCACAGCUGUAAUGGGCAUCGAUUUCUGUGACUCAACACAAGCGGCGAACUUCCAGCUGUGCACUCACACCAGGAAAUUCUUUGUGUCGAUUCAGCCGCCGGUCGGGGAGCUGAUGAGGCCCGUCUUCCUAACAGAGAAUGAGUUUAAAAAGGAGCAAGGUCAGCUGAUGGGUAUGAACGAGAUCACGGAGAAGAUAACCCUGGACGCCAAGUGCCGGAACGAACACUCCAUCGUCCAGAGGGUGACCACCGCCGCCAACCUCAGCAGAGUCCCCUGUGGCUCAGAUAAAGAGUGCAGGUUCGCUGGCAGGACGGUGACCAGCAGCAGCCUGGUGUUGGUCACCGUGGCGACCAAAGAGGAAGGAGCCGCCAAGCUGACGAUCAACUGUGAGAAAAUGGUGAUCGGCACGAUGCUGGUGAAGGACAUCCUCCUGGCCCUGACGCAGUGACGCGUGACGUUUAGCCCUCUGCCCUCUCGCCCCAACGCACCUCUCUCAUACUGUAUCAUCCAUCACAUGUGUAGCAUCUCCUCCGCUCUCCUCUUAGCAGCGGCAGCGAGGACGUUUCCAGAACGUUUAACCCCAGUUUGAUUGUUUUUUCCAAGAGCCCUCUACUGUUAUGAAUUACUCCUAUAUUCACUGAAUGCCACAGCUGUACAUGAUAUUUCCCUCUCUCCGUUUUAAAGUUUCUUACAUGUCAUUAUUUUGAAAUACAUAUUUUGCAAUGGGUUUUACUUCCUUACAGAGCCAACUGGAUUUAUUGUACUCCCAAUUUCUAAGUCAACUCAGAAGAGAAAGUAUUUGUGCAUCUUUUAAACCUUAAAUCGACUUAAAAUGAAAAGUAGCUCCCAUCUAGUUACAUCGGAGUGUGAAAUAAUUGUGCAAAAUUUGCUCACUGGAUAAACAGGACAUUAGGUGAGCUUGAAGGUUCAAGCAUGACAAAACACAAGGUCCAAUUACUUAAUGUUUUCGAAGCUCUCAACCACAUCUUGUGGCCUUUCUCUCAACAGAUAGUUAUUCGCUUGUCAUUGACUGAGACUGAAUGAACAUAAGACAAUGUAAACAGAUAAUAAAAAAUGCUAGAAUUCAUAAAACCUUUAGCAGAGGAAAAUUAAUAUGACGGCGCAGCUACAGUGCAGUGCAAGAUAAGAAUUAAUAGUCCCAAAUGUUUUUUAAUAAAAUGCAAUAGCUAACAAAGUUUUAAGCCUUGAAGUAAGACAUUUGGAGAGUUUUGUGGGAGUUUGUUCCAGAUAAUGUGGUGCAAAACAAAAAUGAAUCAAUGCGGUUUAUUUUGACUGUGGGAUCAGUAUAAAGACCUGAGACGUCUAGACAGUUUACUAGGUAGCAGCAGAUCAGAGCUGUACGCUGGAAACACUGGGCUUUAAACUGGUCACAGCAUCAACUGGGAAGAGGUCAAAGUCAUCGAUGACCCGGAGGAAGAGAAAGAAGGCCAUUCACAUCCAAUGCUAACCUCCAAAAUACGACAUCAAGUAAUGAUGUGAUAAUGUUGAAACGAAAAAGAACAAAGUUAUUGAACCUUGUGUCAAAACAAAAGCUCUUUCUCUAAAUCUGUUCUGAGAAAAUACAUUAAAAAAUUAUCCAGUUUCACCCAUAAAAUUUAGCUUAUUUUCUUUAGAAAUAAGGUGCCCAAAUUCUUAUUCUUUGACACGUGGAUGCCCAAAUCUGUCACACCAAUUUUAGCUAGUUAGUUAUUAGCUAUCAGACUAAUUUAAGACGUAAAUAAUAUAAGUAAUAGAUGAUAUGCUGUAGGUUUAAAAUUCCCCCAAAACUACACACAAUAAAACACAGACUGUAAGAUCAGCAUAAUCAAUUCUCAUCCAGUUGUUUGAAGUCAUUAGUUUAAUGUAGCAUGAAGGCUUGACAGAGACAACAACUACCUAUAACUGAAUCAUUCCAUUUUGGCACAAUAAACUUUGUUAAUCAAUAACUCAACUGCUCCUGGGAAUAAAUCUUCAUAUCAAAUUCUGCGAUUUUAAGCAUCUGCCUCGCUGUCAUAGUGCACAUGUUCAUUACAAUAAGUGGGGCGUUUAUAAAAACUGAAGCUGUAUAAAUGUUAUUGUAUGUAUUGCAACAUGUAAUACAGUACUAAUAUAAGUAAGGUGUGGUGUGUGUGUGAGUGUGAUGACACUGAAUAUUGACCCGCUAAACUAGCUGUUUUCAAAAUGACUCAAAAUGACACUUGACUUGAAAUCAUCAUGAAGCACAUAAUAAUCCACAAUGGACGCUGAGGAAGAAAUAAUGGCUUUGAUGACUGCCACAGCACAUGCUACAUAGAUUUAAAAAUCUUAAAUCUUACAUUCAAUUAUAGAUUCAUAAAUUUGCCUGGAAAAAAACUAUGGCAUAAUUGCAGAUUUAGAAAAUCUUCUAAAUUACUGACACAAAUGUACUUAUUAGUCCCCAAAUUCUAGGGCCUCAACUAACAAUUAUUUUCAUUAUUGAAUAAUCUGCUAAUUAUUGUCUUGAUACAUUGAUUUAUAGUUGGUUCAUAAAAUGUUAAAAAUAUUAGUUCCCAUCAUUUUUAAACGUCUUGUUUUGUACAAUAACAGCCUCCAAAACCCACAAAUAUUUAGUUUAAUAACAUAGGAAAUUAAGUAAACCAGCAAAUAUUUACAUUUCAGAAGCUGGAACCAGAGAUUUGUUUUUAGAAUUUUGGCUUCAAAAAUACUAAACCAAAAUAGCUGCCGAUUAAUUUUCUGUCAAUCGUCUAAUCAUUUUACCUUUACCAAAUUCACGAUUGAAACUUCGGCCUUAAAACAACCUGAACUUUUAAAUGAUUAGAUCAAUGUUAGGAAAUACUUGUUUCUUGCCGAGAGUUGGAUGAAGAUCGAUGACGCCACACUCAUUUGUACCGUUAGCUCAGCUUUUCACAGCUAGCAUUCCAGCUAGCUCUUUCAAAAUUAGUACUAUUUGUUGUUUUUACACAAAGUUACAGGAUAUAAAGUGUCAAUAAUUAGUGAGCUGUAGAGGUUCUGGAAGACAUUAUGUUACUUUUGGACAAAACAGGCUAGCUGUUUGCUUGUUUCCCCUGUUUCCAGUCUUACGCUAACGGGAUACGCUAGCUACACAUUUACCAUACAGACUUAAGAGAGGUAUCAAUCUGACAGCAGUUUCUAUUCAUAUACGUUUAGGUUUAAACUGUAGCCUUCCCUGCUAAAACACCUACUGUAAACAUAAAAACUCAUAAACAAACUUUUACUAAAGCAUAUAUAUAGAUUAUAAUUGAAAUAGUGCUCAUGAUAAUUUCAAACAUUUUCAAGAUGUUACCUUGAUGUCGUUUGUCAGACUGUUUUCAUGCCUUUUUAUUAUGUUUUGUUUUCAGGUUGUGUGGGUUUUCUUGUGUUAUGGACCCUCAUGUGUCCAGAAGCUGCACGUUUCUUAUCUUUAACACGUGAUCUGUGUAUUUAUUUAUUUAUUUAUUGUUUCUUUACGGUUAGAAAUUGUGUUUAACCAAAGGAGUACAUUGCAGUCAAACUUCAGCACUCGUCAUAGAAAACUGAGCCGUAGCAGCAGUUGGACGGUUUCAUUUUGGCCUUUUUUUGUACCUGUUGCAUUAUUUACCAUUAAACCACUCAGACCUGAAAUUUUAACUGCAUCACAGUCAUAAUGAAGAAUGUAAAGAAAGUCUACUUUUAAUGUAAAAAUCAAUAGAAAACUGCUUUCACAGAAACAGUUGGAUGAAAUCAUUAAAUUCAUGUCUGGCAAUUUGUUUUAUCUGCAUCUGCUUUUAAAUAUCCAAAGUAUGUUUUAUUCAUACUCAGUGUGGUUGUGAAAUGUGGUCCUGAAGUAUUACAAGUUUAUUUAUUAUACAAAUAAAAAAAUACAGAUAAA